Lytechinus variegatus (green sea urchin) is the source of this 3651-nucleotide messenger RNA. Its product is annotated as dentin sialophosphoprotein-like. The record is from RefSeq and is a predicted model, not a curated record. The transcript has 2 exons. NCBI's taxonomy places the organism in Eukaryota, Metazoa, Echinodermata, Echinoidea, Temnopleuroida, Toxopneustidae. Bases 1 to 3651 code for a protein of 1216 amino acids.
AUGGAAGAUGUUGAUGGAACAAAAAAUCGUCUCAUCCAAGUCACCGAAGCAGACUUCACAGCUGAUUUCAUAUCUACUGAAGAUGAGACUCGUCCUGACAAAGCGAAGGAAAAUUCCGAAAGGCCACUCUCUCCACUUAAGCCAGGUCAGGCAAGGGCACCACCUGACGACCAUGUAGAAUUAGAAUCAAUCGCUGAGGAAGUUGUCAAAGACACACCUGAGAAAAAAGAUGGUGACCUGGAAGUUGAAGACCUGGAGGAAGAUGAAUGGAAGAUGGAAGAACAAAUACCUUCCAAAGAUAUCGAAGAUGGCGCUGUUGAACCUGCACAGGAGAGAGUCGAUGAUGUUGACCCUCAGAUUGGUCAAACGGAGAAAGUUAAUAGCAAGAAUGCAAAUCGUUGCAAAUCACAAGAACUUGAAGAGGGGAAAGAGGAGGGGAAUCAGAGUAAAAGUGAAAAGAAUUCUGACUUCAUGGAAGACAAAGAGCUUGACCUCAUGAUAGCAGAUAUAAUGUCAGACACGGCAGAUGUUGCAAAGCAUAGCCCCCAUGUUCCAUUGAAUUCUGCAUCAGAACAAAUAAAAGCCAUUGAACCUGUAGAGGGUCUGAAUGAACGGUACAGUGAGCAUUUAGCAUCACUGCCCAAGCCAAUAGACACAGAUACAGCGGAAGUCAUGGAGAAGGAUAAAGAUGCAGAGAAAACUGCGGAAGUUCAUGAAAGAUGUAGUGUCUGUCUGGCAACUGCACCACUUCCAACGUCAACAGAGGGGGGGAAGGUAAUGGGUGAAACUACCGAUGUGUCACUGGACGGAAUAGCAGAAACUGCAGAGAAGACCACCAUGGGGACAGAAGCAAAAGAUGACUUACAUGAAGCAUGUAGUGUAUGCCUGGCAACUGCACCACCACCUACUUCUACUGAAGCAAUUGAUCCAGAGAAAGAUACCAGACAGACAGAACAUAUUGAGGCUUUAUCAAGUGAUACAGGGGCAGAAAAUGAACAUCAGAUAACAGAAAUGCAUGAAACAUGCAGUGUCUGUUUGGCAACGUCACCACCUUCAGCAGAAACAACUAAUGUAAACGAAACAAAGACAGAAGAAACAGAGCUUGUUGAAGUUCCUUUAAGUGAUGUAGCAGAAGAAAAUACUACACCGAAGGAAAGCAAUGACCAAGAAGAAGUACAUGAAGUAUGCAGUGUCUGUCUCGCAACAGUUCCUCCUACAAAUGUCCUUGAAGAUGAUCAUGGUGAAUCAACGGGCAAGACGGAAGCUGCUGAAGGUUCAUCAUCAUUGACACCAGCAGACACUGAGCGAAAGGAAUGUAAUGAAAAAGAAGCAGAAAUACAUGAAACAUGUAGUGUUUGUUUGGCAACAGCUCCUGCGACAAGAGUUGCCGAAGAAGAAAGCACUGAAACAGAGAAAACCGUAGAUGGUGAAUCUUCCUCAGCAAAUACCAACAGAGAGGGUACUGCAGUGAAUCCUGAAACAGAGCCGGAAGAAAACCCAGGUGAAAUGAAAGUGACUGGAAAUCUAGUUGAUUCUACAACAGAUAUGGAUAUCAGUAAGGUCACUCAGGAGGUGGGCAAUGAGAUACAUGAAGCAUGCAGUGUAUGUUUGGCAAAAACACCUCCCACUUUUCCGGCUGUUGACAUCGAGGACCCUUCCAAGGGUGAUGCAGAAGAGAUAGAAGUAGGAAAAGGUGUAAAUCAAACAUGCUUGGCAAGUGAACCUUCUGAAAAAGAAGAUGGAGAAUUUAACGAAGCUGGAAGCAUCUGUUCAGCCACUGACAUAGCUUCAUCUGUAAAUACAGGUGAAGUUCCUGAAGAGGUGAUAAAUCCCUUGGGAACUGAGCAAUUGCCUGAAGUUCUAACAUUACACAAUGGUGCAGCGAACAAUAGGGAGGGGAUAGGUGAAGUCCAUGAAACAUGUAGUGUUUGUUUGGCCACAGGAUCCUCACCAGACUCUGCAACAGAUGGGAAUGACAAGACUACUAAAGAUAUUUCGGCAGAGGAUAUUCCCAAAAUGAUUGAAUCUUCCCUUGAUACAACUCAGGACACGACAGAUGCUGUUACUGCCAACAUAAAUUCUGAUGAACCCCUUCCACAAGAGACUACAGAUGAAAACACGCCAAAUUCAGACAGAACAGAAGCCCAGGCUAAUGUAAUUGAAGAAUGUGACAACCCAGUGGCUAAGGUGUCUUCACAAGUUGCAAAAGAUGAAAAUCCUACAGAGUCAACUGAAGAAACUACAGGAGAAAGAACUGAAUCCUCAACGUUUAAAGACAGAGAAGACAGUACAGAGGCAACUAAACCUCAAUCCAUUAAGGAAGAUACUGCACAGGCUUCCAAGCCUGCUACAGCAGCGCAAGGCACUGCGAUGGAACCUCCUACCAAUGAAGAAGGGGAAGGUGCUACAGGAGGAGAGGAGUCUCCAGCCACUGCACCUGAGGGAAAUCCAGAGGAUAAGAAAGUGGCAAAGACUGCUCCACCUGAAGACACAGCAGUUCCUGUUGAAUGUCCACCCAUAACUACAGGGUGCCGCGAAAAGACAAAUAAAUCAGAAUUACAAGAUGAAACAGUAAUUGACGACAAUGCAAAAGAGGAAGUUCAUCAAACAUGCAGUGUCUGUUUGGCAACCAGUCCUGAGAAAGAAGUUACAGAAGAGGUACAGCAGGCUGUCGAAAUCAGAGAUGCUGCGAAAGUACAUGAAGCAUGCAGUGUCUGUUUAGCUACUGCACCUAUGACACCAAAUAUACAGAAAGAACAAUCUGAACAGAAAAUCAAAGAAGGUACAACAGAAGAAAUUCAUGAAACUUGCAGUGUAUGUCUGGCAGCUGAAAGUCCCACAACUCAAGAAGUGGCUACCAUGGACAAACCUGGUGACAAACGAGUAGUAGAGGUGCAUGAAAUAUGCAGUGUUUGUAUGGCUACAGUGAAUGCUCCAUCAGUACCAGCUGAAUCAGCUCCUUCAGAGCAACUUUCCAGAGCCCCUGAGGUAAUUCCUCCAGUAUUGGUAGAAGAUGAGAAUCAAACUUCAGAGACAGUUAUUGAGGUCCAUUACAUAGAAGACAUACAUGAAACCUGUAGUGUCUGUACAGCCACUGGCUCUGCUGCUCCUGACGAAAGUAAGAACAGCAGCAAUAGCAAAGUUACCAAAGUUCAACAAGCUCAGGAUGAUAUGCCAGGAACCCCAGAUAUCAGCACAGAAGAAGGAAGUGCUGUAAAUGCGCAGGAGAUACAGGAUGACAAUGUCCUCCUCUCAUCUUCUCCCAAGGUAGCUUCAUCAACAAACCAAGUCGAAAGUGAUGACUUUGCAGGAGGGAGUAACCAACCCAACAUUCCUUCAGGUCCAACAAAGGAUAUAAGUAAAGAAACAGAAGACCAAGGUGCAGAAGCUGAAACUAUGGUGAAUGACAAGAAAAUAGAUGAUGUUGAGGACAGGGCCACAGAGUCAAGCAUCCCAGAAACUCGUACAAAGCAAGGAAUCCAGAGUGUUCCUGUAGAACUUCCAGGAAAUUCCGAAGAUAUUCAUGUUGCAGAUGAAGAGGAAAAUACUGCGCGAGCAGAAACUGUUGGAGACACCAGAGGGCCUGAAAGCUCAGAAGCAUCGGCUGCAGAGCAAUCCUUAGAUCCACAAGCUAUAAAAGUCAGUGCCUGA